AUGGGUGGCUGGAUUUUAUCCAUGAAAAUCCUCCUGAUUUCAGCCGGAGUCGUCUCCUUGGCCGUCGGGUUGAGAUUCGCCGUGCCGGCGGCGGCGGACGGGAUUCCCGCGCUGUGGUCCGCCGCCGUGUCCUGGCUCAGGCCUCCCUACCUGUACCUGAUCAUCAACGGCAUCAUCAUCACCAUCGCCGCCUCCUCGCGCUUCCAGAAGAGCCACUCGGAGCAGCCGCCGGCCGCUCAGCACCUGAUCUCAGUCAAAACUCCUCCGACGGUGAGUUUCGAGCCGUUUCCGGCUCAGGUAGAUGUUGUCGCCGUGGUGGAGGAGCCUGCGGAGGCGGCGACUGCAGUGGCGGAGGUUGUGGUUUCGGAUAUUGAAGACGCCGUUGUCGAAUUGAGACCUGUGACGGUGGACGGAUCGGAGGUCGGCAUAGAUUCGCCAGAAGAAAUCGCGAUUGAAGCUGAUCAGGAUAAGGAUGUGUUUGUUGACUACACGAUUGAAUACAGAAACACGCCUCCGUCGCCGUCGCCGUCGCCGCCGCCGGAGGAGAUGGUUUCUCGGGAGAUUCAGCUCGAGUCUCUCUUCCCGGCGAGGGAGAAACCCCUUGUUACCUCCAGAUUCGCUCACCGGAAGCCAAAUAGAUCCAAUCCUGAAGCAGGCGCGCGGGCCUUGCGGGUAACAAAGACGAAAAAGCACGAGACGCUGGAGAGCACGUGGAAGAUGAUAACGGAGGGGCGGCACGUGCCGCUCACGAGGCACCUGAAGAAGCCGGAAGACCACGGCGGCGACGUUCCGGCGCCGGCGAGGAUCGGGAAGGAGCCGUCGCCGGGACAGGAAGAGCUGAACCGGCGGGUGGAGGCGUUUAUAAAUAAAUUCAACGAGGAAAUGAGGAUGCAAAGGCAAGAAUCGAUGAAUCAGUUCAUGGAGAUGAUAAACCGUGGCCUGUAA
Striga hermonthica is the source of this 945-nucleotide messenger RNA. The record is from the annotation of a GenBank genome assembly. Lineage: Eukaryota; Viridiplantae; Streptophyta; Magnoliopsida; Lamiales; Orobanchaceae.